Molecule: messenger RNA, 5295 nt
Organism: Thalassophryne amazonica
Lineage: Eukaryota; Metazoa; Chordata; Actinopteri; Batrachoidiformes; Batrachoididae
Gene: unc5b
Product: unc-5 netrin receptor B
Exons: 17
Coding region: 594-3422 (942 amino acids)
Biological process (GO): netrin-activated signaling pathway; anterior/posterior axon guidance
Cellular component (GO): membrane
Molecular function (GO): protein binding; netrin receptor activity
Source: RefSeq, a predicted model, not a curated record
GUAUAGCCUAUGAUUGGUCAGGAGGGGUCUGGUAGUCCGGAGGCUGGCGUUGCGCUCCGUGCUGAUUCCCAUGUUCUUGUUGCGCACGGGAACAGUUGGCACCAAUUCGGGCUCUCGCCUCACACUCUGGAAGUCUAGCCUGUCGCAGCAUCUCCUCCUGACACUUAUUCACCAUGUCCGUUCCGGCGGGACUCGGACUCUGUCGCUCGCACUGACAUCAGCGAUGCGUCAAACUUUUGGAUGACUUUUGUGGCCUCUCUGCGCGUCCUCCAGGUCAGAGCGGGCGCCCGCCGCGCUGGAAAUGAAAGCCACUCGGAAGAGCCGUCGGCGGCUGUGACACCCGUGCGGACCUCUUCAAACUUUGGACACCCUGACAGCCUCAGAAACUCUUUCAGGCGGAUUUGUUUUGAACAGUCUGGGCCCGUCGGCCGACCGAACGACCGAACUACGACAUCAAACAUCAUUCAGCUGUUACUUUUUGUAAAAAAGGAACAGCUUUUAGGUUUUUGCUUUUAGUUGAAAACACUUUUGUUCUUGGAGAAGUUGCGCUGUGCGCGUCACCCGGGACGUUUGGCACGGCGCAGACGGCGAAGAUGCUCUCUCUCCGGAUGCAGCGUAACGCAGCUCUCGGUCCUCUGCUGCUUCUCCUCAUGGCUGUGUCUGGCACCGGGAGCAGUGACUACACAGAGACUGAGACUCUCCCUGAUUCCUUUCCGUCAGCUCCGGCAGAACCUCUACCAGAAUUCCUGCUGGAACCAGAGGACGCUUUCAUCGUGAAGAACCGGCCUGUCCAGAUGCGCUGCAGGGCAUCACCGUCCACGCAGAUCUACUUCAAAUGUAACGGGGAAUGGGUCAAUCAAAACGAUCACAUAACCAGGGAGAGCAUCGACCAGAUGACAGGCCUCGUGGUGAGGGAGGUGGACAUCUCAGUGUCGAGGACCCAGGUGGAGGAGCUGUUUGGUCUGGAGGACUACUGGUGCCAGUGUGUGGCCUGGAGCUCAGCUGGCACCACAAAGAGCAACCGUGCCUACGUCCGAAUCGCAUACUUGAGAAAGAACUUUGAGCAGGAGCCACUGGGGAGAGAGGUGCGACUAGAGCAGGAGGUGCUGCUGCAGUGUCGCCCCCCAGAGGGCAUGCCCCCUGCAGAGGUUGACUGGCUGAAGAAUGAGGAUGCCAUUGAUCCGUUGCAAGACCCCAACUUUCUGAUCACAAUCGAUCACGAUCUGAUUAUAAAACAGGCCAGACUCUCGGACACCGCAAACUAUACGUGUGUUGCUCGCAACGUGGUGGCCAGGAGACGAAGUAGCACAGCUACUGUCAUUGUUUACGUGAGCGGAGGGUGGUCUUCUUGGUCUGAAUGGUCAGAAUGCAAUGCUCGAUGUGGGCGGGGCUGGCAGCGGCGAACUCGUAGCUGCACCAAUCCUGCUCCUCUCAAUGGAGGAGCUUUCUGUGAAGGUCCACCUUUUCAGAGAGUGACCUGCACCACCCUGUGUCCAGUGGACGGAGGCUGGACAGAGUGGGCAAAGUGGUCCGCUUGUGGGACGGAGUGUACCCACUGGCGAAGCCGUGAGUGCCAGGCACCGCCACCCAGGAAUGGAGGAAAGCACUGCAGUGGCAACAUGAUGGAGAACAAAAACUGCACCGAGGGCCUGUGUGCACGCAAUAAAAAGAUUUCUAUUGAAAAUUCAAGCCAUCCGCGCGCUCCAGGUAUAGGCGUAGCUGUGUAUGCUGGCCUGGUAGGGGCUCUGCUGCUUUGUGUGAUCCUGGUGCUGUGCGUGGGUGUGCUUGCAUACCGUCGCAGAUGUCGCCAUCUCCACGGAGACAUCACCGAUUCCUCGUCUGCGCUCACUGCAGCCUUUCACCCUGGCAACUACAAGCCUCCUAGACAGGAUAACCCUCAUCCUCUGCACCCCUCAGCUCCUCCCGAUCUGACAUCCACAGCAGGAGCUUUCCGCGGGCCUCUCUUCUCCCUGCAGCAGGCGGUCAAUGAUAGCCCUCACAAAAUCCCAAUGACCACUUCUCCCCUGCUGGACCCACUGCCCAGUCUUAAAAUCAAAGUGUAUAACUCCUCAACGCUAUCCUCACUGGAGCUUCCUGCUGACAUGUGCUCAUCGGAUGGCGAGAUCCUCAGCUUGAAGUCGGUGGGUACAGUGGGCAGAGAGCGAGAAUACCACAGCCACACUCUGUCCAGAGAGCCGGGCCUCAGCACCAGCGCCACCUUGGGAAGUCUGGGAGGACGUCUCACCAUCCCAAACACAGGUGUGAGUCUGCUGGUUCCACCUGGUACCAUCCCUCAGGGGAAGUUCUACGAGAUGUACCUCAUUAUCAAUAAGUGGGACAAAACCACGCUCCCCUCUGAUGGCAGUCAGACUGUCCUCAGUCCUGUGGUAAGCUGUGGCCCAUCCGGUAUGCUGCUGAAUCGUCCUGUGGUCCUCACAUUGCCCCACUGUGCCCAACUAGACACCCCUACACCCGAUUGGACCCUCACACUUAAGACCCAGACCCACCAGGGGGCUUGGGAGGAGGUGCUGACAGUGGGGGAGGAGACUUUGUCAUCUCCAUGCUACCUGCAGCUGGAGGAAGAGAGUUGUCAUGUCCUCAUGGAGCAGCUGGGGACCUACAGCCUUGUGGGCCAAUCAUGUCCACCGCAACCUGCUUGCAAGCGUCUGCAGCUGGCGCUGUUCGCCCCACGAGCGCCCUGCCUGUCCCUCGACUACAGCCUCCGUAUCUACUGCAUCCAUGACACACCACAUGCACUCAAGGAAGUGCUGGAUCUGGAGCGGAGUCUCUGUGGAGUCUUGGUCGAGGAUCCCAAACUGCUGCUCUUCAAAGACAGCUACCACAACCUGCGCCUCUCAAUCCACGACAUUCCUCACACGCACUGGAGAAGCAAACUACUGGCCAAGUACCAGGAGAUUCCAUUCUAUCACAUUUGGAGCGCCAGUCAGCGACCUCUGCACUGCACGUUCAGCCUGGAGAGGGGCAGCCUGGCUGUGUCGCAGCUCAGCUGUAAAAUCUGCGUCCGGCAGGUGGAAGGGGAAGGACAAAUAUUCCAGUUGCUCACAGACAUCCAGGAGACCCUUCCACCACACUCGCCAUUACCUGCAGGAGGCUCCAGCCUUCCAUCCUCUCAAGUGGGAUCCUACGCCUUUCGUUUGCCUCACUCUAUCCGGCAGAAGAUUUGUGCCAGUCUGGAUGCACCCAGCACACGUGGGUGUGACUGGAGACUGCUUGCACAGAGCCUGGGCUUUGACAGGUACUUGAACUAUUUUGCGACGAAACCAAGCCCCACAGGUGUUCUAUUGGACUUAUGGGAAGCUUGUCACCAAGGUGAUGCAGACCUGGUCUCUUUGGCGACCGCACUGGAAGAGAUGGGCAAGAGUGAGGUGCUAGUUGUCAUGACAACAGAUGGAGAAUGUUGAUUGGACAAGCAGGGGAGCAAGCAAGAUAAUUUUUGCCCCUCCAUGAUGGAACUAUGAAUACCUGCCCAUGAAUAUGCACAGCCCUGCACAAGUCAUUAGUCCUCAGAACAUUUUGGUUCGAUCACACAUACUGUAUUAACUCAUCAUGCCAUCACUGGCCCCCGAUCAGCUGCUGUAGCAUCAUACCCACCUUACACCAGUCCCAUGGUGGCCAUCCUAUGAUAACUGCUAAUUCAGUUUAGCUCGAAUACUCUAAAAGAAAGUUGCACCUCUGCAAGAUGUGACACCAAUUUCAGGGUACAAAUGCAUAAAAAAUUGUACAUAUAGAACAACAAAUUUGGGACAAACCUAAAUUCCUUGUAUUCAGUUCAUUAAGCACGUAUGCUAAUACAAAAAGACAAAUGCAAAAACAAUAUUAUUUCAGUAGCAGCAUGAACAUGCAUGAUUAAACACCACCUCACUUCACGGCAGCUACUUUUGUUUUCAAGCAAAUGCACGAUUCCUGUAACUCUACAUCGUCAUCGUGUGCGUGCGUUGAGUGACAGGCAGCACCAAACUGUCUGAAAGCUCCUCAGGCUGCAGACAAACCGAUCAUUAAUGACAGACUGAAACCGGAUUGGAUUCCUUGUCCAGUAGAUUGUCAACAAAUUACACUCAGAAGGAACCCUCGUGGUUUGAGGGUUUGAGCGUCGGAGCGUACGGCUUCAGGCUAGAGGACAAGCUGCCUCUUUAUGCGAUAGGAUGAUCCAUUUUGAAGUUUGUUUCAGAAUUGGCGGAUAACUAGAUUUCUUUAUAUUGUACCAACAAAUGCCUCAAAGCUUUUGGCAAAUCAUUCCAACUCACAGGGGGUGGUCUUUCAUCACUCCUCACGUUCUUCUAUCAUUCUGCUGCACUCCUCUGACAAACUGCAACGUCGCUUUCUGGUCAUCCCUUAAAAGUUUCCUUUGGGGAACGCUUUUAACGUUAUUAUCCAUAUUUGUGGAUUGGAUUUUUUUUAUUAUUAUUAUUAUUAUUCCUUGCUGUUGCUGUUCUGAUCAUGCUCAACAUGUUUUAUCAUUUGUGCUUAUUUAGGCUUCUGUUAGAGUGAUUAACAAAAUCAUAUACAUUGCUUAUUUUUAAGAAUUGUGUGUCUACUUCGUAUGUAAAAUAAAUCGGUAAAACAUGAUUAGAGGUGGUAAAUUGUUGGGGUAAGAUGUAUUUCUUAGCGUUUUGCUUCGCUGUAAUUGAGGGCAGUUUCACUUAAUAGAAAGUAUAAAUUUUACCUCGGAGCUGAUUACAUUUUCUUUAAUUUUCUCUCCAUACACCUUAUUAAUGUGUUCAUCGAGCCAUUCUGCUGCUGUCUUUUCUCUCUGUCAAUUUAUGACAUUUUGUUAACCUUUUACCGCCUGCUUUUUGGUCAGGGUUCUUGAGUUGUUACCAGUUUUGUCCCAUCAAUUACUGUCAUGUAGAGUGUUGUCAUUAUUUUAGUUCUGUGGGUUUUUUUUUACUCUUCCAUCAGGCAAAAAAAAACAAACAAAACAAAACAAAAAAGUACUCAUAUCUUUGAAACCACAAAACCAAAACACAGGCAGUAUCCCUCUUCUGAUUGUGUCACUGCUUUGUGCAAAUGAACUCGAAUCAUGCACAGGUGCGCGUGUGGGCAGGUGGGGCGUGCACACACAGCACGUGAGCACGCUCGAGAUCUGGCCUUUUUCUUCGCAAGUGCUAUGCAAGUGCAAAAGAAAAGCGAAGCAUUUGACUUAUUUUGUCUCUUGGCAAAGUAAUUCUAUUUUUUCAGAUCAGGACUUUCACAGGGUUUUCAGUGUGUGUGGAAAUUCUCCAUCUGGAUCUGAAGAAUUGCAACUGAUGAGAAACACUGCUACUGGGAAAGAAG